CGACCACUUAGAAGGCCGGGAUGGCGCAACCGCGUAUCAGAAAUUUCCGACUUCGAGACAACUACCCUUUUCCUUGUGCGCGGGUUUUGGUUGCUUUGUCUUUUUGCGUGGGUUGCACGGUUUAGAAUUUAAGCUUAAGUCGCUGAGGAGUGAUGAGUGGCUGGAUUUUGAGUGGUGGGGAUGCGCUGGUGAAACGGUGCUUGAUCUCAGAUCAUUUCUUGACAUAUCAUGGCUGCAACAUAUACGUUUCUUUCCCCCAGAGUUGGGCUAGCUGGUUGCUUCUUGCUAGGACAGGUACCGGUACAUUUCUCCAGACACUCCUUUGAAGCGCAGUUCCUCCAUUUCAUCCCACCUUUCUCCAGAUGUUCGCGUGUCCCUUUCUACUUUUCUAGUUUUGUUUGUGAGCUUCAAGAUGUCUGGAUCUCGAGAUGAAGAGAAAAGAAGCCUGCGGCGGGAGUUUUCAGAUGGCAGAAGUGGAGCAGACGAUGGCUCAAUACACUCUUUUGCCUCCUCGCCCACCCUCACAUCCUCACCCUUCUCCCCGGCCCUCGAGGAUGACAAUGGCUUCCCGUUCCUCUCCCCUUCCUCUCCAGGCUUCGACAAGAAUAUCCCACUCUUUGCUGCCAAACAAACCCGCCCACAAACCCGGUCGUGGCUCCAAACCCCCCUCACGCCUAAGGGAAUCACGACUCUCAUCGUCCGCAUCCUCUACUUCCUUCUCGUCCCCCUCCUCCCCUCGCCCCUCCAAGCCCUACUUCCCGCCGAUCCAGCAAAACCGGGAAUACCGAGGAAAAUCCACGCCACUUCUUACCUCGACGGCCUCCGCGGCGUCGCAGCACUGAUCGUCUUACAUUCCCACUUCCUAACAAACUGGUUCUACCCCCUUCGCUCCGGAUACCUAAACACCGAAUCCGACAUAAAUCUUCUCCAGCUUCCUAUCCUGCGGCUCUUGUACGCUGGCAGGGCAAGCGUUGCCGUGUUUUUCGUCGUCUCCGGCUUCGUACUAUCGUAUAAACCGCUCCUACUCGCGCGGUCCUCGAACCAAGGCGCCGUAUUACAAACCCUCUCUUCCUCCGUCUUCCGUCGCGGUUUCCGAUUAUGGAUCCCGAUCGCGGUUGGAACAUUCAUCUCAGCGUUAUUAGUGUACAAUGAUUUAUAUACGCCAGUGCCGAAUCGCGGCGAGUUGAUACCGCCUGUUUUCCCGACGCUGAGGGAGCAGCUGUGGCAUUGGUGGGGCGAUCUCUGCGUUUUCUGGUUUCCGUGGAAGGCGACCGUGGAUGGGAAUGCCACGGCUGGGUUCGUGUAUAAUGGGCACUUGUGGACGAUCCCUAUCGAGUUCUACGGCUCGAUUGUUGUUUUCGUUACUGUGUUAGGUCUAUCAGGGGUGAGCAGGGGACAUGGGUGGAUGAGGAUUGCGAUUGGGACCGGACUGGCGGGCUGGAGUUUGAGGGGUGGGCGGUGGGAUGCUGCACUGUUUCUUGGGGGCAUGGUGUGUGCGGAGUGGAGCCUGAUGGUUGCUGAUGGGAUGGAGGGGAAGUUGCCCGUUCAUGUUCGGCGGGACUUCGACUUCGAGUUCGAGGUGGAGCGUUCUCCCCCCGGGAGCCAAACCCUCCACGCCCUGCUCCGCAUAUCGAAAAAAGCUCUCACUGCUCUCCGCCUGCACCUGCACCCCUUCCUCCGGCUGCUCAAAGGCCUCAAAGGCCCCUCUCUCAUCGUGCUCCUCUUCACCUCCCUCUUCCUCCUCUCCUACGCCGGAGAAUCCGCUAGCCCAGGACACUAUCACAAUUUCCUAAUCCCGUACACACCUUCGAUCUGGGAAUCCGUCGGUCUUGGGCGCGAACAUUUCUGGCUAUGCAUCGGCGCCCUCCUCUUGCUCUUCACUCUGACCAACUCGCCUACCAUGCAACAGCCGUUUACCUGGGCGCUCCCUCAGUAUUUGGGGGAUGUGAGUUAUUCAUUGUAUAUCGUGCAUGGAAUGGUGCUGUUCACGUUGGGCACGAGUCUGCAGGAGAAGUGGACGGGCGCCGUGGGCAAGAUAGAGUGGGUUGAUAAUGGGGCCGGGGAGUUGGUGGAGGUUGUUGUUUCGCUGGGGGCGGGUGCGAGGGUUUGGUGGAGGAGUCUUGUGGGGUGUGCGGUGGUUAAUUGGGUGGUUAUAUUUUGGUGUGCAGAUUUGUUUUGGAGGGCGGUUGAUAGGAGGGUGCCGGGGUGGGGGAGGUCGAUUGAGGGGCUUGUGAGUGGGAGGGGAGGAAGGGGGAGUUAGUAAGGGAUAAGUUCUUUUGGUAUUUGGAGCGAGCGUUUGGGUUGAUGUAGCACCUAUAAAUUGGACUGCAUCACUUGUAUACAUUAGAAGGCGGAAUAAAACAGACUUUCCCCAGAUCAUGAGUUAAGAAAACAUGCGAUUGUUUGCUGGAAA
This is a messenger RNA of Hyaloscypha bicolor E, 2413 nucleotides long. RefSeq lists its product as uncharacterized. Gene Ontology annotation, molecular function: acyltransferase activity, transferring groups other than amino-acyl groups. The record is from RefSeq and is a predicted model, not a curated record. The coding region runs from base 413 to 2260 and encodes 615 amino acids. The transcript has a single exon. Lineage: Eukaryota; Fungi; Ascomycota; Leotiomycetes; Helotiales; Hyaloscyphaceae. Gene Ontology annotation, biological process: polysaccharide biosynthetic process. Gene Ontology annotation, cellular component: membrane.